AGAGAAAAAUCCUAGUAAAAGCAUUAAUCGAUACAACAUCUAAAUCCAAUACUAUUAGCAAGCGCUUGUAUAAUAAGCUUGAAGAAGAUUAUGGGUUAGAAGAUAGUACCGAAGUAAUAGAUUUUCAAAUUCGCAAAAAUCUAUCAUUUGAUUUGGUGCUAGGACGAGAUUGGUUAUGGAUGCGUGAAGCAAAAAUAAGCUUUGGAUAUUCUCCCAAAACCUGUGUCCACCAUGCUAAAAUUGUAAUCGAUAAAAUCGAUAAGCCUGAUCUAAAUUUAGAAAAGUUUGUAGAUAUGUUUAAAAAAUUAUCUAUAGAGACUAAUUUAUCCAGUUCUGAUUCAGAAUCCACGGGUUCAGACUGGUACGAUCUUGAUCUAAAAAAAACCCAAAAGAAACGCAUUCAUAUUACAAAGAAAAAUGUUAUCUCUUCUAGCCAAAAACAUCGUAGAAAUAAGACAAUUAGAACUAA
Racocetra persica is the source of this 469-nucleotide messenger RNA. The record is from the annotation of a GenBank genome assembly. NCBI's taxonomy places the organism in Eukaryota, Fungi, Glomeromycota, Glomeromycetes, Diversisporales, Gigasporaceae.